Molecule: messenger RNA, 2271 nt
Organism: Lacerta agilis (Sand lizard)
Lineage: Eukaryota; Metazoa; Chordata; Lepidosauria; Squamata; Lacertidae
Gene: CDKN2AIP
Product: CDKN2A interacting protein
Cellular component (GO): nucleolus; nucleoplasm
Source: RefSeq, a predicted model, not a curated record
AUGGCCGGCGGGGAGGCCGCCCCAGCGGCGGGGCCCGACUGAGCCCUGCCGAGGGGUGAGAAAGUCGGGGAAGCCGCCAACGCCGGGACGGGCUGGGUGGAGAAGUUGCGCGCGGAGUGCGAGCCCGAGGGGCACUGGCAACACCGCCGUGAGUUCUUGAUUCGCAACGCGGAAGGCCUGCCCUUGUCGCCGGGCGGGAAAGACGGCGGUGGGGAGGACGGCGACGGAGACAGUGUGGAAUUACGGCGACUGACCUCUCUGUCUAUGGUGUGGGCCAACCAUGUCUUCCUGGGAUGCAGGUAUCCUCUGCAAGUGAUGGAAAAGGUGAUGGACAUGGCUGCAGGCAUCACAGUGACCAAUGCUCCAACCCACACUCUGAGAGAUGAACUGGUUGCCAAGGUGAAACGAGGCAUAUCCAGUAGCAAUGAAGGGCCAGAAGGGCCCUGCAAGAAGCGUGCUGUUGGGACAGAAAAAGCUUCUGAAAUUACUGGCAGUGAUGCAGAUUCUACAAAGCCAGAAGAGCCCAUGGAAACAGAUACUAAUCCUGUGAAGAACCUAGGAAAAGAGGCAGCAAAAAAUGCAGAGAAGUCACUGUCUUCGGCUGCAGCCCAAAAGGUAGCACCUGCAGCAUCUUCAACUGUGGCCGAAGAGGAAGCACCUGCAGCAGCAGCAGCAUCAACAGUGGUUCAGAAGGUAACGCCUACGGCUCCAGUCUCUACAGCUCAGAAGGUAGCACCUGUAGCCUCUUCAACUGCACCUCAGAUAGUAGCACCCACAGCAUCCUCAACUGCAGUCCAGAAGGUAGCAUCUGCAGCUCCAGUCUCUGCAGCCCAGAAGGUAGCACCCGCUGCAUCUUCAACUGUAGCAAGAGUAGAAGCCAGAGUUGCUAAUUAUGAAUCUACAGCAACCACCAGGCACAAAUCAGCUGUGACUUCUUCUUUGCCUGGCCCUGAAUCAAAGUCGAAUUACUGUUUAAAUAAACCUUCAGAAUCCAAAUCUGAAAACACAUUAGCAUCUGAAAAGAAAGGCAUAUUGGAAGAUACAGCAGUGUUAGCUUCAAAAAGCAGCUCAUACGCAAGUGUGGUUCCUGCCAAAGUGCCAUGCAAAUUAUUAACAAGUGAAGACGCAAAAGAGAGGCAACCAUUUUUCAAUAGACUAUACAAAGCUGUUGCUUGGAAGUUGGUUGCUGUUGGAGGGUUUAGUCCCAAUGUCAAUCAUGUAGAACUCUUAAACUCAUCCAUUCAGUCUGUAAAGGAAACAUUAGAUGUUGAAUUUGUCCCACUGAAAGAGCUGGCGGAUUUACCUCAGAAUAAAAGCUCUCAGGAAAAUGUGGUGUGUGAACUGAGAUGUAAAUCGGUGUAUUUGGGUACUGGCUGUGGAAAAAGUAAGGAAAAUGCCAAAGCAGUUGCUUCAAGGGAGGCACUGAAACUAUUUCUCAAGAAAAAGGUAAUUGUGAAAUUAUGUAAAAGGAAGUACAAAGGAAGGGAGAUUGAAGAUUUGGUGUCUUGAUGAAGAAUCAAAACCAUUAAAUUUACCUCCAGCUUUAAGAAAUCCUCAAGAAAUAUUAUAAAACAGUGAAACAGUUGCUGUUUUUACUAGCAAAUAAUGUUCUAUCACAAAUAACUUGAUUACUUUUUGUACACUGUAUUAGACUCCCAUAUAUUUUGUAUUUUUCAGUUUUGAGGAAUUUUUGUUCUUUUCACUCAGUAGCAAAUGUAAAUAAUUUGUUAUAGAUGUAAAGCGUGCUGAGGUAUGCCUUAACAUAUAUAGCACAUUAGUGUGCUGUUUUAUUUGCUAAAUAGUAUACCAGGUAUUCUAUUUUUAAGGAACAAUUAAGGUACAGUUUGCUGUUCAGUCUAAUUUUCUAAAUCCUACAAUUUAGUAUCAGUAAUGCUCACUUCAGAACUCAUCCUUUUUAGCUGCGACAGAUUUGUAGACAAGAACCAUUGUAUCUGGAUUGUAGAAGGUUGUCUAAAAGUUUCAAUCAAACCUUUAAUCACCUGCUUCAUGUGUUGCUCAGAAUGUUCAUAUUCCUGUUUUAAGAAAAGAAGAUAGUUGAUUUGAGUAUUUUAAUGAAGUAGUAAUAUUUUGAAUUUUAACUAAAAUGAUAUGCUGGUCCUAUUUAAUAUCAUACUUGCAAAUUGUCAGUUAAUAAUCACAAAAUUACUUCUAUCACUAAACACUUAUCUAAGCAGCUUUGACUUAUAUUUUGUGAGAAAUACCAUCUUUGCUUUUUUUCUAAUAAAUGCAGCUUUCUAUAUUAAGAAAUUA